ACCACGAAUUCUUCAUUGUUAUUCAUGUGUCGUGUUUGACAAAUGUUGCAUUCGGUCUCCGAAUUAUUGUGUAGUGUAGUUGUUUAUCGCGGCGAAACCUGAACUACGCCAGAAUACUUUGCGUAUUCAACUAUAUAAGCCAUUACCAUACUAGUCAUUGAAUUGCGUUAAGCAAAACGGGCGUGCUAGUAUUGCGUGUUCGGCGGCUCGCGAAUUGCAUUCGGAAUACCCUAUUCCCUGCCAAUUAGCCCAGAGUAAUGUGGAAGUGUCAUAAAUGUGGCAAACCGGUCUUUUUCGCGGAACGUAAACAGUCGCUCGGUUACGAUUGGCAUCCGGAAUGUUUGCGAUGUGAAGAGUGUGGCAAGCGGCUAAAUCCAGGCCAACACGCCGAGCAUAAAGGUGUUCCUUAUUGCCAUGUGCCAUGCUAUGGAGCUCUCUUUGGUCCUCAGUUGUUCGGCCACGGUACACGCGUUGAAUCUCACAAGAGCUAUGGUCAACCUGAUAAAAAAAAACAGCCAGUUCUGCGCUCCCCAGCUGGGCCUUGUAUACCACGAAAUCAUCUUGAAUCAAGAUUACGUAGCUACAACCUAUUUCAUACGAACAAAAGUCUGGAGAUACGGAGUCGCGAGGUGAACGGCCGAUUAGUGCUUGAAGGUGCGCUGCGCAUCUACUGGGGCGUACAGGGUAUGAUCCACUUAAAAGAGGAUGACGACCAGCGUACUGUCGUGACUGUGCGAAAGAGGAACUCUUAUCGUCAGAGCAAUUCUAUAUCAUUGGUGGACGAGAAAGAAAACAUAUUUCCGAUCGCAGAUACGUCGGCACUGUUAGCUAACAAAGAACGAACAACGACGGUAACAGAGACAAACAGCUCAUGUAAUUAUACUGAACCUGAUAGUAUCAACGAUACAACGACCAUCUCUGAGAGUAUUUCUUACGAUACGUUGAGCCUUUCUUCGGAAUUAGUUUCAAUCGAUUCAAAGCCUAAUUCGGGCGAAUCCUCUAAGGAAGCGUCUCCAUGUCACGGCGCCAAAAACAAAUUUAUCACACUUCCCUCUAAGCUUUCCGAGGUUAAACAGCUCACAUGGGAUGAGUUCGAUGAUUUGUUGCAAGUGGAGCGGCGUUUAGAUGAUAGCGAAAAGCUGUAUCGUACGAUGCCGUCCCCAAUGCCAACACGUAGCGCUGAUAUAGAAUCUGAUAGAGAGGCUAGUUUCGCGAGUGAAAGUGUAACUACCGAUACUAUCACAGACUACAAAACAUUAACGCCAAAUGUGGCCGAUUCCGGCGAUAGCAGCGGUGGUUCCGUGACACUGGCAACAAACGACUCUCGGUCGGCAAUUGAUGAUGGUACUGGGGCUGCUGCUGAUGUAGAAAUCAGGACAGAUAUAUCAAUAACUUCCAAUGAAGGAGAUGACAACUUUCGGACGCCAGAAGCAACGCUACGGUCGCAUGACUUCGAAGCUUUCAAAAGGCAGAUUAACCGCGAUUUUUUGGAUGGCACGGCGGAUUUGAAAACAACCGACGGUACAUUAAAGCUCAAUCAACCAAUAGACCCAGCACGCAUUAACGAUUCCCUGAAGUUAUACAACGAUGGUGUAAUGCAUCACAGCCUGGCUGAUGAACAAAUCCGAAUUGAUAAUUCUCCUGUUGGUAACGCAGCUUGUAGCAAUGGGUCAAAUGUCAGGAGAGAAAAUACAGCUAUGGACCGAUCUGAACGAUAUGAAAAUAUAUCACAACAAAAAGCUGCAAUACCUUCGCUAUCGGAGGCUGGAUCAUCCGAUGGAGGUGGAACUACCGGUAGCGAGGCAUUUAGUACCUCUCCUGUCAACACUGACACGGACUCAUGGACCGCUGAUCGCGGUUUAUUGCGUUCUAGGUCUGCUGGACAGCAAUAUUCCGGCAACAGUUUCGUUGAUAGUGACGAAGAUGAAAAAGAUACCGACGAAUCCAUUGGAGUUGAUUCGGAAACGAUGAAACCGUCUGUUCGCACAUCCAAUUCAAUCCAGAUUCAGAUGGAUUGUUACGACGAACUGGAAAGCUCAAGAUGGUCAAAUCGACAAGCAGGGCGUGAGUGUGUCGUUCACUCAGCCGAACUGUCCGUGGCAUCAACAGUGUCGUCUGAGUACAGUACCAAGAUCAAUGACCAGGCCAUUACCGAUGACGGUGUUGUGUUGCGGAAACCGCCUAAAACAGGAUCAACUGCGAUCAAGCGCCGAUCAGGCAACAGAAGAUCCAGGACGAAAUUGAAGCGUCGUUGCUCAAUCAAUGGUCACUUCUACAAUCGAGAAACGUCAUUCUUCACUCCUCCUUACGGUUCGCAAAUGAAUGUCUGGGUCUCCUCGUUGGUGAGCACUCAAGAGGUUAUAAAUCUACUAUUGGAAAAGUAUAAAGUGGAAUCAAAAGCAGAAAAUUUUGCAUUGUUUAUUGUGCGAGAUAAUGGAGAACAAAAAAAGCUUCGGGAAGAUGAUUAUCCUCUUGUGACGCGAGUGGUACUUGGACCACAUGAGGACAUUGCUCGCAUUUUUCUUAUGGAUGGGCAGCAAACGCCAGAAAUAAGCAGCGAAGUGGCUCAGUUUUUGAAUCUCUCCAUACCAGAAUGUAGAGCUAUUCUCGAUCGCUAUCAUGAAGAAGAGUACCGAGAAUUGCACCGGAUACGAUUUAAGUAUGCUGAGUUGCGGAAGCGUAUUAAUCAGCGAAUGGAGUCAUUGAAAGUUCGGUUGUAGAUCGAUUUGUAAAAUAAAUACUGGAAAGUCAGUAGGAACAUAGUUUCUUCAGGAAAUAUUUCCGCUUCUCGAUAAGAAAAAAUCUGCGUAAGCCCCUUGUUUAAGGUACAUAUUAGUUAGUCAAGUCAAUCAAUCAGCUAAUAAACAUGCGUACAAAACUGUCGUAUUUCUCGUUUGGUUGUUGCACUUAUUUUUGAUGUGCUUUAUGCUAUACCAUGUGCCUAUUAAAUAGUUUAAAGCGUUUAAUAAAUAUAUUUAGAUUGAAACUUAAUCUCACGUUUGUG
Molecule: messenger RNA, 3004 nt
Organism: Anopheles darlingi
Lineage: Eukaryota; Metazoa; Arthropoda; Insecta; Diptera; Culicidae
Gene: Rassf
Exons: 8
Coding region: 258-2720 (820 amino acids)
Biological process (GO): signal transduction
Source: RefSeq, a predicted model, not a curated record